CUGUGAGAUUGUCUAAUGAGGCUCCUUCAUUCAUUCAGCAAAUACUUAACAAGUGGUGCAGUGAGCCAGCAAGCACCGCUCAGCCACAGGGAUGUGGCGGUGAACAGGACAGCCAAGGUCCCUGCUCCUGGGGAGUUUUCUGCUAAUGACAGCCUUCACCCCUGGCAAGAGCGAAUCUCAUACACACCACCCGAGAGCCCGGUGCCCAGUUACGCUUCCUCGACUCCACUUCAUGUUCCAGUGCCCAGAGCGCUCAGGAUGGAGGAAGACUCGAUCCGCCUGCCCGCGCACCUGCGCUUGCAGCCAGUUUACUGGAGCAGGGAUGACGUAGCCCAGUGGCUCAAGUGGGCUGAAAAUGAGUUUUCUUUAAGACCAAUUGACAGCAACACGUUUGAAAUGAAUGGCAAAGCUCUCCUGCUGCUGACCAAAGAGGACUUUCGCUAUCGAUCUCCUCAUUCAGGGGAUGUGCUCUAUGAACUCCUUCAGCAUAUUCUGAAGCAGAGGAAACCUCGGCUUCUUUUUUCACCUUUCUUCCACCCCGGAAACUCGAUCCACACCCAGCCAGAAGUCAUACUGCACCAGAACCACGAAGAAGAUAACUGUGUCCAGAGGACCCCGAGGCCGUCCGUGGAGAAUGUGCACCACAACCCUCCCACCAUUGAACUGUUGCACCGCUCUAGGUCACCCAUCACCACCAAUCACCGGCCGUCUCCUGACCCAGAGCAGCGGCCCCUCCGGUCCCCCCUGGACAACAUGAUCCGCCGCCUCUCCCCAGCCGAGAGGGCCCAGGGACCAAGGCUCCACCAGGAAAACAACCACCAGGAGUCCUACCCCCUGUCGGUGUCUCCCAUAGAGAACAAUCACUGCCCACCGUCCUCCGAGCCCCACCAGAAGCCGUCCAGCCCCCGGCAGGAGAGCACCCGCGUGAUCCAGCUGAUGCCCAGCCCCAUCAUGCACCCUUUGAUCUUGAACCCCCGGCACUCCGUGGAUUUCAAACAGUCCAGGCUCUCCGAGGACGGGCUGCACCGGGAAGGGAAACCCAUCAACCUGUCGCAUCGGGAAGACCUGUACAUGAACCACAUCAUGGUCUCCGUCUCCCCGCCCGAGGAGCACGCCAUGCCCAUUGGGAGGAUAGCAGACUGUAGACUGCUUUGGGAUUACGUCUAUCAGUUGCUUUCUGACAGCCGGUACGAAAACUUCAUCCGAUGGGAGGACAAAGAAUCCAAAAUAUUCCGGAUAGUGGAUCCCAACGGACUGGCUCGACUGUGGGGAAACCAUAAGAACAGAACAAACAUGACCUAUGAGAAAAUGUCCAGAGCCCUGCGCCACUACUACAAACUAAACAUUAUCAGGAAGGAGCCCGGACAAAGGCUUUUGUUCAGGUUUAUGAAAACCCCAGAUGAAAUCAUGAGUGGCCGGACAGACCGUCUGGAGCACCUCGAGUCCCAGGAGCUGGAUGAACAAAUAUACCAAGAAGAUGAAUGCUGAAGGCACCUGCCCCGUCUCAGCGGCCGCAGCCCAGGGCACCGCGGCCCCAGGACUGCUGGAGGCGGAGCAGGGGACUGCGGAGAGUAGGAGAGGACGAGGCCGCAAUGGGAGUGACACUUCCCUUGCAUACCAGGAGGGACCCAGAGCACCUUAGACAAACCACCCAGCAAAGGCAGGGCUGGAAUUCUGGCCAGCGGCACGAGCCCGGGACUCACGUUCACGUUCCCCCCUCAUUCGGAAUCUGUCCAUCUGCAAUUCCUCACCCUCGCCCUUCCACCUGUUGUCAGUUUCAUGGUGUUUUUGUUUUUAUUUUUUUAUGACCACGCAGUUUGACUCUCAUCAGUCAUCUAGGGGAAGACAUGAGCUUGUUUUCCUAUGGAAAUAUUAUAUCUAUUAUAUAUAUUUUUUGCAAAUCUCACAAAGUGUGGCAAACCCAGCUCGUCAGGAAAGAGAAAACUUGCAAAAGGGUCCAGCUCCUCUUGCCCCGCCACGUGGAUCCGGUCUGUGCCUGUUGCUGUUGGAUCUUGGAGGACAGGGGGCAGGGAAAAGAGGAUGCUUUUAAAAAAGAUAAAGUGAAAAAGGAGAGGUCUCUUUCUCUCUCCUGCUCUUUCUCCUUCCCUGCCUUCUCCACCCCGCAUCCCCCCCACCCCGCGCCCCCUUGGAGUUCAGCCUCUUGGAGAGUCUGGGUAGCAAUUGGCAUCUAAACAGAAUCGGUGGCCUGGGUGCUUUGGGGCCAACGCCGCUAAGUCAGACCCACAUCCCUGCACUUGGCCACCGUCCGAGGGAGCCCCAAACACCUGAGAGGCCGCUGUCCUCCAGGGAGACGGGUGUCCAUCCCACAGACAGACACGGCGUGAGGGCCCCGCAGCUCAGGGUUCUACAGCCUCCGCCCAAGGUGGACGCUGCGGGUUAUUUGGAAGCCCCAGCACCUGGGAUCACAGUGGAAAACCCGCAAAGGCCACACAGGCCUGAGGGUCCAGAAACGGAGUGAGAGCUCUGAGCUGGGACCUGUUAUCCCGAAGCAGGCCACGCAGGCAGGCAGGCAGGGUGCCUGUGCUCCAUCAUGUGGUCAGUUCCAUGCCCUCACCUAACUUUUUUUUUUUUUUUUGCAAUUUCUAGGCUUUUUAAAAGUUCCCCGGUCCCCAGAGGGCACAGGGCAUUGGAGAAGGGAGGACCUUGGAAUAUGCAGUCUCAGUUGCUACCUGUGUUUGCCCAGCCUGGGCAGACAGCAAAUCCCUCAGAUACAGGACCGUUUCCUUCUGUCCUUCUUGCAUAGCUGUGCUGCAGAAUGGAACCCAUCCGUGGCUCUUUUUCCCCUCAAAAUAAGAUCAAUUGUAUCUAGGAAAGUGAGGCUAGCGCCACCCCUUCGUACUUUUGAUAACAUUUUUAGAGAGCUGUUUAGAUUUGCUUUCCUUUUCUAGCCGUCAAAGUUCCCUCUUCCAAUACAGGUUCAGAAUCCAAUACGAGGAGUACAGUGUGUUUUAAUUCAAAAUAUUGGACCUGCCUUACAAAGCACCCCCUCCUUCUUUCCCUCAGCUCCCCCAGGGUACGUACCGUAGGUGAUGGUCAACAGGGGUCCCAGGUGAGGCUGCCAGACCCCGCCUCUUCUCCAGCCAUUAGACACAAUCCUUCCCCAGGUUCCUGACAAGGACACCAGUGGGGGCGAAGGGCACCAUAGGUUAAGGAUGGUUUCAGGACCGUGGACUUGAGGAGCUCAUCGGGGCUCUUUGUUCUUGCUCUGUUCCUGCCUCAUAUCAGACCAUAUGUAGACACACAGAGGUGGCCAGCCACUCCCACGUCACACACUCCCCCCACUCUAACUGGCAGAAUAUCAGGCUUGUGAUGAGGUCAGAGACCAUCUGUGGGAGGCUAGAGGCUCUCCACGGGGAGGGUCUGGUCUGAAUCGGUGUGGAUGGGGCAGUGCCGCUGGGUCCCAGCAGGACACAGAUGUCUCUCAGGAGUGUGCAGCCGCACACCAGCCUCUGAGAUGACUGAUGUAUCUCCGAGGGGGAGAUGAAGCCAGAUACCUGGCGUGUUGUGGAGCCACUGCGUUUGAGGGCUGGAGAAACAGGCUGGAUUUUCAGUGGGGCCCUUUGUGUGAUUAUGAAAUCAGACACCAGGGCAUGAUGCUCUUCCCUCAGAUGAGGACAUGUCAUUCCGUCCACCUGACCCAGGUAGUGCGACCCAGACUACUUUCCAGUCCAAGAAUCUUAUGGAUGAAUUAUGGAGGAAAAUUCCCUUUGGCCCCAAGGAUUUCUCUGUAUUUAAAGCAAUAUUCUCUAUGAAAAUGUAAGACAGGAUGACACCUUCAGCCACUUAAAGAAGAAAUAGAAGGUGCUAAUUCCAGUAUAGUCUUGAUUUCCCAUCCAGGUAUUUAUUACCAAUAAUGAUUGUGUAUUGAUUUCCCUUAACAUCAAAGACCUUCUCAUUUGUUCUUUGAGAGAACACCUGGGCAGUGCUGACACCAGGGGUACAGUGCUCACACAUGCAGACCCCAAAAGUUUCAGACUGAAUGUAGCCAGCCUUCAUAAAGCACCCGUGAGACCCGUGAGGGACUCAAAAGUGAAUCUGGCACGAUCCUGCCCUCUGAAAGCUUGCUUCCUACCUGCAGAAUCCAUCCAGCAUGACAUGUCCCACUUCAACACUACAUACCAAGGGAGUAAACAUUCCACCUGGGACCAAGUUAAAAGCACACCUGUGAUCUAAACAGUAGGUCUUUCCUGCAGCCAUCGGGGAAUUCUUGGCUUGUGAGAUCAGAACUUGGGAAAGGAAAAUGCAGAGGAAGAUUACCUAGGGGGAGGGGAGCUUUCUCCAGCAGUGUCCGGAAUAGGCGCGCUCACUUGGAUCAUGAAACUCUCUAGCAUCUCCUCCCUGCACUUUGAGUUAGGUUGCCUCCUCUCCAUCGGAAGGUAGCAGUGGCGAAGGGAUGGACUGGCUGUGUGGAAGUAACAUGAUCUCUAAGAUGUUUUUGUACUAAGGCAACAUGGCCUGGCCUAAGGCAGCAUCACCGAGGGUCCAGAUCAUGGGAGAGGGGAGGUCUCACAGGAAAAGAGGAAUAACAAACUUAGGAAAUGCUGCUUUUAACAGUAUCUUUGGAGUCUCUGAUCCAUUGCCUUCUGACGCUGAGGGUGUAGAUUUAGCUGACACUUAAAGGCUGUGGCAAGAUUUACCUGAAUGACUAAGUCGGCACCAUUUCCACCUUUCCCUGCCUAGGUUCCAACUCUGAAAACAUUUUUGAAAUAUUAACUCCUUUUGCAGAGGGAAACCUGAGUGUUAGAGAGGUACUAGGACUUGCCCUAGGUGCAGCCAGCGUGCCAGGCACGGAGUUAGGUUUGGGAUCCAGCCCGAUCAUACCUCCAUUUGACCCAUUCCCACCCAGGAAGCUGAAGAUAAAAGGUCUGGGAAAAUACACAAAGAACAAAGGGCGGUUUUCUUCGCCCAGGCAUUCCAUUCGGUGCUAGUUAGUUUUCACCUGCUCAGCCUGCUCCUCUCUGGGCAGAAGCCUGGAAUGAAGGGAGUGACACGAGGAAGCCAGCGCAGGGGAGGGAGGGGACACGAUGGUCCCUGCCUGUCUAAAACCCCCAAGACUAACCUGAUACUCUUGGCCCCAUCUGCAUCAACACUAACAGCUCCGAACUCCCUGGAUCUUUCACACACGCCAAGUGAACAUUCUUGAAGGUUCCUCUUUGUGACUGCAACCACCUGCAAACCCAAACGAAUCUAGAAUUUCUUUUUUGUUUUCUCUUUUUGUUUGUUUAAUUUCUAAUCUCUUGUUGUUUAUGAGGUGUGGGGUUUAUAAGGGACAGAAUCAAAUGAAUGUAACAAAAAAGAAAAAAGAAAAAAAAUGCCUUUUCUCAGGGCCAGUGAGUUGCAAAUAAUUUUUAAAGAAAAGCCUAUAAUUGCAUCAUCUCAAUAAAUUUUUUAUUUAAAAAAAAAAAGGUCCCAAGUGUCUAUUUUAAUAAGAUGAAAUGGAGUCAGAGAGGCAAGGUGCUCCGAUGAGGUAAAUCCUGUCUCCGCUCAAUUAUGGUAUAAAGUGCAGUCAUGGUUUUUCACUGGCAGGAAGCCUCUGUCACAGGGCCGUCUGCAGGCGAUCUUCAGCCCUGAAAGGUCAUGGCAGACAGUUUAGAGCUGAGCAGCUGGCCCAGGUGCAGAAAUUUGCCAGGAGGAACCUCGGUCAGAGAUGUUCGGUUCCUGUGCUGUGCCAAAGACUUACCAGUUCACUGACGACCCAGGCAAUUCCAAGAGCUAAAGGGCCUCAGGUCUCUUCACAAUAGAUCUGCGCCCUAAUCCUACUGAAGUCAUGGGUGUGAGCCUGCAGCUAGUGAGGGCACACAUGUGAGUCGAGCUCAUACGUAUACACUGGACCAUAGUCUUCAUUCAGCUCAGAGCUGGCCCCAUGCUCAGACCGUCCCGGCCACACUGACCCAUGGAGCCACCUGCUAACUAAUAGACACUUAGGAUGGCAACAGCAAACGAGCAGAACUACAUUGGCCGUCAGUGGUGG
Myotis davidii is the source of this 5992-nucleotide messenger RNA. RefSeq names its product ets variant 6 (gene ETV6). The transcript has 8 exons. Gene Ontology annotation, molecular function: DNA-binding transcription factor activity, RNA polymerase II-specific; sequence-specific DNA binding. The record is from RefSeq and is a predicted model, not a curated record. Gene Ontology annotation, cellular component: nucleus. The coding region runs from base 16 to 1488 and encodes 490 amino acids. NCBI's taxonomy places the organism in Eukaryota, Metazoa, Chordata, Mammalia, Chiroptera, Vespertilionidae. Gene Ontology annotation, biological process: regulation of transcription by RNA polymerase II; cell differentiation.